This is a messenger RNA of Rhinopithecus roxellana (golden snub-nosed monkey), 936 nucleotides long. RefSeq lists its product as uncharacterized. The transcript has 5 exons. The record is from RefSeq and is a predicted model, not a curated record. Bases 1 to 936 code for a protein of 311 amino acids. NCBI's taxonomy places the organism in Eukaryota, Metazoa, Chordata, Mammalia, Primates, Cercopithecidae.
AUGAAGAUCAGCUCUCAUCAGACAGGAACACCAAUAGUCAUUCAAGUAGCUGUGGGCCCUGGGAGCACAAAGGAGGGAGCACCCACGCCCGAGGGAGCCACGGAGGAGGGGCAUUGGGGCAGAGCCUUGGAGGACAAAUGGAGUUUCCUCUUUGGGGAGCCCCCAGGCAUAGCGGGCUCCUCCAGCGGCCAAGCCUUCGCCUAUGGGGCCUUCUUGCCUGGAAUGCCCAACUCCCCCUUCUCAGCCUUGUUUGACUCUCAACAAAACUUUUGGGUAGCAGCUGAUGGGGCGAGUCACCUUUCUGGGCCCAGCAGGCCUUUCGGGAAUCCCUGGCUUUUGGAGCACAACAUCCUGGGGACCAUCAAAAAGCCCUUUCACCUGAGCUUUGGGAAAGAGGAACAGCUCCGGCUGUGGGCGGCUCAUGUCACCAUCUGGAAGCCAGUUGGGCCAUGGCAGACGUCCCAUGACUCACACACCUCGGGUGCUCCUCCUCUGGUCAACAAGUCUGGAGACUCGGCAAAUGGACCCCCAGUUUUCUCACCUCUCCAAAGCCUCUGGGAAGAAUUCCUGCACCUCCUCUUUAUGGGGACUCUACUCUUCUACAGAAGAGCCACCAAGGCCUUGAGAGGGAAAGCCACUCUUCUAAAGUCACACAGCAAGCAAGCAGCACAGCCAGGGUGGGAGCCAGGCAUCUGGGCACUGAGCCCAGUCCCUGCCUCCUCCCCACAAGAUCACUCUCACCUGACCUCCCUCUCAAGGGCAGGAAAGGAGCAGAGACGCACUCUGAGCCUUAUUGGGAAGACCUCAGGGACUCCCACUGAAUCCACUGCGGCUACAGUGGCUGCUUCCACCACUGAAGUCUCCUCCAGGCUUCCCUGGGCAGCCAGGGCGGGGUUUAACAGGAGGACAGGUGUCUGCAUUGCUCUACCUACCUAA